Molecule: messenger RNA, 960 nt
Organism: Pisolithus orientalis
Lineage: Eukaryota; Fungi; Basidiomycota; Agaricomycetes; Boletales; Pisolithaceae
Exons: 1
Coding region: 1-960 (319 amino acids)
Source: RefSeq, a predicted model, not a curated record
AUGGCCUUGCGAUCGUCUGCAGACAGCAUCGUCUCGCUACGGACGCUUGACAGUGUCCGCGAUGAAGUCGCCCAUGGCAUUGCACUGCGCGCUAUCAUGAAAGCCAAGGUCGUUGACGGCGUCAAGAUAUCUGUUUACUUUACCUUCUCCAAGAGGGACGACGAUCGCUUCUUGCGUCACGUCUCCAACAUCAUCCGUGCCCGUCUCCCUACCCGUCAUCUUUUCGCCCUCGCUACGACGGGAGCCCCAUCCCCAUCAUCACUCACCAAUGCUAACACUCUCGUCAUCACCGGAAGCGACGCAGAUGACGUCCAGAGUGCUGUGCUUCUCGCCAGCUCCAAGUUUCUCGGUCGAGUCGUGUCUUUGACAAAUGAUGGCGACCUCAUGUCUGCUGCUAUCGAAGACAUCGGGGCGUCGUCAUACGACAGCGCUGCACUAUGGGAUGUACUUCAUAAAUCCGUCCGUGCACCUCUCGACCGACUCGUUCCACCACCAGGGUCUCGUAGCACCCUUCAGCUCAUCGACGCAGCUCGAGCGAAACUCCAACGCGUCCUUCCACAACAGGCCUGGGAUAUUCUCCACGAUCCUACAUAUCCCAUACCCGCCUUCCUUGUCGACAUUCGUUCUGCUGCAGAGCGUGCUCGCUCCGGGGGAAUUCAUGGAUCCCUUAUCAUCGAACGCAAUAUGCUAGAACGCCGAUUCGACCCACGAUGUGAAGACAAAUUAGCCAUUGCCGAUAGGUAUGACCUCCGUGUCAUUGUGUACUGCGAAGACGGGUGGGCGUCGUCACUUGCUGCAGCAUCACUACACGAGAUUGGUAUGUGGAAUGCAACGGAUAUCAUAGGGGGUUUCCAAGCUUGGAAGGCUGCCAGAUUGCCUGGACAAGUUAAAGCUCCUUCGACCGAGAGUAAAACGGCAACAUUGGAAGGAUUUUCCCAAAUAUCUUGGGAAACUGAGUAA